This is a messenger RNA of Elephantulus edwardii (Cape elephant shrew), 1968 nucleotides long. It is a transcript of the gene SLC6A16, whose product is annotated as solute carrier family 6, member 16. Gene Ontology annotation, cellular component: membrane. Gene Ontology annotation, biological process: sodium ion transmembrane transport. The coding region runs from base 1 to 1968 and encodes 655 amino acids. NCBI's taxonomy places the organism in Eukaryota, Metazoa, Chordata, Mammalia, Macroscelidea, Macroscelididae. The transcript is spliced from 12 exons. The record is from RefSeq and is a predicted model, not a curated record.
AUGACGCUAGUGGAGUUUAGCAGACACGAGACCUCCUCUCAGCCUGAACAGGGCACGAAGAAGAAAAAACAUGAGGACGUUUCCCGUCCCCUCUGGUCCAGCAAGGUUGAGUACAUCCUGACCCAGGUGGGCUACACUGUGAGACUGACCAACCUCUGGAUCUUUCCCCAGCUGUGGUACCUUAAUGGAGGCGUUUUCAUCAUCAUAUACACCUUCAUGCUCUUUGUGAUUGGAGUUCCCAUCCUCUUCAUGGAGAUGGCAUUUGGUCAGAGGCUGCGUCAGAACGGCCUUACGGCGUGGAAGUUCACCAGCCCGUGGAUGACUGGCCUGGGUUAUACCAUCUUCAUGGUGUGCUUUGUCAGGAGUCUGUACAGCAACGUGAUGAACUGCUGGAGCCUGUUCUACUUUGUCCAGUCCUUCACGUUUCCUCUUCCCUGGGAUAUGUGUCCCUUAGUGAAGAACGCCAGCGGAUUCGAUCCCGAGUGUGCUCGCACUACACCCUCCAUGUACUUCUGGUACCGGAUGACGUUGAAAGCUUCAGACAGAAUCGAAGACCCUGGCACGGUGGUCCCCACCCUGUUGCUGAUCCUGUUUCUGGUCUGGUGUCUAACUGCUCUUAUCCUGGUCAGUGGGCUCAAGUGUCUGGGCAAGGUCAUGUCCGUGUUGGCUCUGCUCCCCUAUUUCCUCCUCUUGUCCUUCUUCAUCCGGUGUCUCCUGCUGGAAGGUGCGUCACUGGGCCUUCAGCAUUUGUUGGUUUUCAAGAUACCGGUUGUGUAUUCCAUGAAGAUCUGGUGCCUGGCAGGAAACCUCGUGUUGUCUGCUCUGGGCCUAGGCUAUGGUGUCAUUGCCUCCUUCUCGUCUUACAUGCCUUCGUCCAACAACUGCCUCCUCGACGCCUUCGUGGUGACUCUGUUCAACCUGGGCACCUUCCUCUUUGUCACGCCUGCCAUCAUCUCCUGCGUGGGCUUCUGGGCCACAAUUAACACCCAGCGCUGCAGGGAGAAGAACGUUGAAAUACUUACGAGUCUGAUAUCCUCGGGGGAACUGCCUCCGGAGGCCAAGCCCCCCCAAAAUAUGCUUGACAACAUGGCCUCCAUGUUCACUCCUUGGGUCGAAAGCCUUCCGCAGUCCUCCAAGGAGAUGGUCCUCAGCAGGGUGUCUGACUGUGACAUGCAGAAACAACUCCUGAAGGUCAGUGAACCGGGAUCCAACUUUGCCUUCCUGGCCUUCAUUGAAGCCCUGUCAUUCAUUCCCGGCUCCUCCUACUGGUCCAUCUUCUUCUUCUUGCAACUCUUCACCCUCGGCUUGUCCUCCAUGGUUGGGAUCGUGCAGGGCGUCAUUACCCCCCUUCAGGACACCUGCUAUAGCUUCAGGAAGUACCCAAAGCUCUUCAUAGUGACUCUGUCUUUGACCAUGUUCGUGGGCAGCAUCUUUUUCAUUAAGUCUUCAGGCUACUACUACUACCGGCUGCUGAAGGACCACUGGCUCGUCCUUCCCAUCCUCUUCAUUGUCACCUUGGAAACCCUCGCCAUAGCGUGGGUCUAUGGGAUCAAGAGGUUACUUGAAGAGAUGGUGGGUCUGGUGGGCCGCCCCGUCUCUCCCAUCUCUUGUUUCCUGUUUUGCCAUCUCUGUCCGGUCAUGCUGCUGGCCCUGUCUGUGGUGACCAUAAUUUACAUGAGUUCUGAGGACUUCACCUACAUAGCCUGGGACUCCAGCACCUCAAAAGAAGUGGUUCGGAAAUACCCACAGUGGGCGGUCAAAUUGGUCAUCAGCUUAACUAUCUUUGUCUUCCUGCCUCACGUCAUCUACUUUAUAAACAACCUCCUCUCCAAGAUCUCUGCCAACUACGUCAGCAUCGAGAAUGCCACCAGAGUCUCCAAACCUCUAGUUCUAAGGAGCCGUUCACCAGAAGGCUUGAAAAAGAGUCUCCCGAAGGAGGAAAUCGUGCCAUUUAAAAGAAAGUCCUGA